CACCAUUUUGAGGGGAGAAGUGGAAAAAAUGUGUCUCCGACGAGCAUCCUGCUUGGGCCCACGAGCCUCUCUUUUACCAAAAUACUUUUUCAGUCUGAGAAAAGGCUCCUUGUUUUUGUUUUUUAACUGGAAAACGAAACCUUACAAACGUGGCCGGACUGGCCGCCUAUCUCCUUCCCCCCGUUGGUCACUGGUCUGUCCCAAGAUGGAGGGCACGGCCCGGGGGCGCUGAGGCCUGAGCCGCGUGGGAGCGAGUGGGGUUCGGGACGCCGGGAGCGGCGGGGGGACAGCGCCAUGCCUCACAAGAAGAAAAAACCCUUCAUAGAGAAGAAGAAAGCAGUAACAUUUCACUUAGUGCACCGAAGUCAGAGGGAUCCUCUUGCUGCUGAUGAUACUGCACCCCAAAGAGUUCUGCUGCCCACACAGAAAGGGCAUGAGGAGCAAAGAAGGGAAGAGCAGCGCAAGUAUGGUGUCUUCUUUGAUGAUGACUAUGACUAUUUGCAGCACCUCAAAGAAGCCUCUGGUCCCUCUGAGCUUGUCCCAUCUGUGCGUGGACAGCAAAGCAGAAUUGUCAUCACAAGUGAGGGGCACAUAGAAGAUGAAAUUCAGAGAAUUUCAGCUCCAUCCAUUAAGUUGCCUUCCUCAGUCUUUGCCACAGAGUUUGAAGAGGAUGUGGGCUUGUUAAAUAAAGCUGCUCCUGUUUCAGGACCACGGCUAGAUUUUGAUCCAGAUAUUGUUGCAGCUCUUGAUGAUGAUUUUGACUUCGACAAUCCAGAAAAUAUCCUGGAAGAUGAUUUUGUUCUACAAGCAAAUAAACCACAGAAGCGGGGACCAGAUGCUGAGGAUGAGGAUGAAUGGGAAGAUAUGGAAGAUGAUAGUGAUGAAGAGGAUAGCUGCAGUACUGAUAAAGACUAUGAUUCAGAAGGUCCUUUGUCAGAUGAUGAGGUUAAUGGACCAACAAAGGAAUUCCUUUUUAUGCAAGAAGAAACCAGGAGUCGUUUCACCGAAUAUUCUAUGUCAUCUUCAGUAAUAAGACGAAAUGAGCAGUUAACCCUUUUGGAUGACAGAUUUGAGAAGUUUUAUGAACAAUUUGAUGAAGAUGAGAUUGGAGCCUUAGAUAACGUGGAGUUAGAAGGCUACAUUAACACAGACAAUGCUCGGUUGCAGGAAGUCCUGGAUGAUUACUACAAAGAGAAAGCAAAGAAUUGUGUGAAAAUGGAUGCUCUUGAACCCGAUGAAGAUUUGGACUCUCCUGCAAAUGAAGAAAGUGAGGAAGAAAAGGAAGAAAUAGUAACUGUAGUUAUUGAGGAGUCAAAAGAAAAGUGGGAUUGUGAAUCCAUUUUGAGUACCUAUUCAAACUUGUAUAAUCACCCAACACUUAUUAAAGAGCCAUCAAAGCCCAAGCCAAUAAAAAUUUCUCAGAAGACUGGAAUUCCCCUACACAUCUUGCCUCAGAGAGGUCUCACCGCUAAGCAGGUGGAACGCAUGCAAAUGAUAAAUGGCAGUGACCUGCCAAAAGCAUCGACACAGCCUCGUUCCAAAGCUGAGAGCAAAGAGGAUCGCAAAGCCAGAAAACAGGCAAUAAAAGAGGAGCGAAAGGAACGCAGAAUGGAGAAGAAAGCCAACAAGCUGGCCUUCAAACAGGAGAAAACAAGACAAGAGAAAGAGUUGCUCAAUCUGAAACAAAAUGUGCAAGGUCUGAAGCUGUCCUGAUGAAACUGUGGAGACAACCAUAAUUUUUCAUUUGUAUUGAGAAGGGAACUGCUAACUCACACUUCUGCCAGUCCUGCUCAAAGGGGGUUGUUCAAAUCUCACUGUAAUAAGAUCCUGUAACUUGUCACUUUUUCUGAAGUGAAAUUCUAUAUAAAAUAAUGUAUUGGCAGUAUCUAUUCUGUCAUGAGUGACAUGGCAACUGCUGCAAACUUUCAUUACAAUAGAAAUGUAUUAAAAUGAUGAAUAUUUUUCUUACAAGUUAUCACUGAACAGAGUUAUAUAUAUGUUUGUUGAAUGUAUUCAACAAAUCAGCAAAAUCCUACAGAUUUGAUCUGAUUAGAUUCUUCUAUUAAAUUAUUUCAGUUUACAAAA
Messenger RNA from Poecile atricapillus (Black-capped chickadee), 2085 nucleotides. It is a transcript of the gene LTV1, whose product is annotated as LTV1 ribosome biogenesis factor. Gene Ontology annotation, biological process: ribosomal small subunit export from nucleus; ribosomal small subunit biogenesis. Gene Ontology annotation, cellular component: preribosome, small subunit precursor; nucleus; cytosol. The record is from RefSeq and is a predicted model, not a curated record. Bases 295 to 1713 code for a protein of 472 amino acids. NCBI's taxonomy places the organism in Eukaryota, Metazoa, Chordata, Aves, Passeriformes, Paridae. The transcript is spliced from 11 exons.